Salvia hispanica is the source of this 854-nucleotide messenger RNA. RefSeq lists its product as uncharacterized. Lineage: Eukaryota; Viridiplantae; Streptophyta; Magnoliopsida; Lamiales; Lamiaceae. Gene Ontology annotation, biological process: retrograde vesicle-mediated transport, Golgi to endoplasmic reticulum; intra-Golgi vesicle-mediated transport; intracellular protein transport. The record is from RefSeq and is a predicted model, not a curated record. Gene Ontology annotation, cellular component: COPI vesicle coat.
CCGAAAAAGAAAAUUUGCUUGCUGGCUUGAAUCCAUAGCCUGCUUACCGAAUCCUUUGCUUCGGCGGGAUCCCCUUUCAUCUUUUCCCCUUCCAUAACCAAAUCCAGCUCGUGCUACUAGAUUCAUCUUCUCACGCACAAAAUACGAGUGGAAAAUGUUGCUCGCCGUCCUGAUCGCAAAUUCGGAAGGCAAUAUUCUUGUCGAACGUUUUAACGGUGUUCCAGCAGAGGAACGUUUGCAUUGGAGAUCUUUCUUAGUGAAAUUGGGAGUGGAUAAUCUUAGAGGAGUCAAGAAUGAGGAGCUCCUUGUUGCUAAUCACAAGUCGGUGUAUAUUGUAUACACAGUGCUUGGUGAUGUCAGUAUAUUCGUUGUUGGCAAGGAUGAAUAUGACGAACUUGCCUUGUCAGAAGCUAUCUUUGUUAUAACCUCAGCCCUGAAGGAUGUAUGUGGAAAACCUCCAACUGAACGCCUUUUCCUUGACAAAUAUGGUAAAAUAUGCUUGUGCCUGGAUGAGAUUGUCUGGAAGGGUCUGCUGGAGAACACAGAUAAAGACAGAAUCAAGAGACUUAUACGGUUGAAACCACCAACUGACUUCUAAUCCCCUGGUGUACAAAGGAAAAGGGCCUCCCUUAUUGCUACAGUUGCUGCGUGGAUGCACACUUAUGGGUUUAUCUCGUAAUGCUCUCUACAGAUUGUUUCUGGCUAUCGGACUGUAUUCAUGUGGUUGUAGCUGUUGUUGCAUAUUAGUUUUGUGUUCUAAUAUUAGUUUAAUCUUGCCAUACCUUUAGAUUUUGUGGAAGCUUGCAAGUUUCUUCAAAGAAUCUUAUGGCAUUUCAAGUGUUUGGCUUGCUUUU